AUGUGCACUUGGAAAUACGAGCUGUUUAAAUGCGGUCACAAGUAUAAUUACCAGCGAGUUAAGUACUGUCAUGACCCUGCCAGAUGUCAACAUCCUACUGGAAUCCCCGAAUAUAUUGAUCGGUGGUGUGAGGCGUGUCAUCCAAUUCGAAAAGCUGGUACCGGUGUUGUCAGUAACAUGAGCUGUGCUAUGCUUCAACAACAACCGCAACAAAACAUUUCAAAUUUCACCAUGGAACCAAUAAUUCCACCAACAAGUGUGCCUCGCAGCAGUCACAAUCACAGUCAUAAUCAUAGCCAUAGUCAUAGCCAUAGCCAUAAUCACAGCAGCACUUCAGGCUCUAGCAAAAGCGGUUCGCGCAGAGCGCCAGCCGACGGGUAUUCUGAUAAAUCAUAUAGGCCGAAAAACUUCAGUACUGGAAGUGAUAAUGGUGGUGGUAGCAACACUAGCACCAGUAGAAGCCAGCACAGCAGACGGAAAACAGCAGAAAACCUUGCUAGUCUACCGACAUCAGCCAGUGUCAAUUAUACAAGUACAUCAAUGGGAUCAGGAAGCGGGGCUGUAGAUGAUCUAAAUGGAAGAUAUAGUCCUAGCAUGAGUGGUCGGUUAAGCCCCAGUAUUUCCAGCAUGAACGUGAUGGUGGAACCUGACCGAAACUUUGUAUGGCGAUCUAAUCCAACAAGUAGUCCUUGGUGA
Molecule: messenger RNA, 696 nt
Organism: Magnusiomyces paraingens
Lineage: Eukaryota; Fungi; Ascomycota; Dipodascomycetes; Dipodascales; Dipodascaceae
Exons: 1
Coding region: 1-696 (231 amino acids)
Source: RefSeq, a predicted model, not a curated record